AUGUAUCAGAUUGAAGAGCACGGUGCAGAAAACCAUCGCGGUUAUCGUAUUUACUUUCGAGAUGAAAUAGGCCCGGUAUCGUCCAUCCAUGACAUCCCACUGAAGGCCUCACCCGGUCUCUAUAACGCCAUUGUCAGGUGCCCCCGUUGGUCUAACCACCGCAUGGAGAUUUGCAUGAAAGAAGCUCUCAAUCCCAUAAUGCAACUACACAGAUUGGGGGAAGUGAAAUACGUUCCGAACUGUUUUCCAUAUCACGGUUACAUGUGGAAUGUUUGCUCUUUGCCUCAGACGUGGUCAAAUCCUGAACAAGCAGAUACCAGUACUGGCAUUUUAGGUUGUAACUCACCACUGGAAGUCCUAGAAAUUGGCUGUAAACGUUUGCCCAGGGGCAGUGUUAUUCAGGUUAAGAUUCUUGGUUCCCUUGCCCUCUUAGAAGACCAUCAAUGCAAGUGGAAAUUGAUAGGAAUCAACGCCAGCGAUCCAGUUGCGGAUUAUGCAAAAGACAUUGCUGACGUUGAAAAAUACUAUCCCGACCUUUUGAAGAGAUCUGUGGACUGGCUGCGGGCAUACAGGGUUCCUGAAGGGCGUAUUGAGAACAGGUUUGCGUUCGAAGGGGAAGCUCGAGGUGCAAAAGCAACAGCCGAAAUAGUGAUUGAUUCUCAGCACACGUCUUGGAAAGAACUUAUCGACAUGGAGUUAUACGCGCCAUUUAUUUCCUAUAUUAACACCCGUCUACUGAACAGCCCUUGCUAUAUUUCUAAAGAGGACGCUGAAAAUAUUUUGGCUGCAGCAGAACCUCAUUUAGUUCCUGAUCCCAUGAAAAGCGAAGUCAGUAUGUGGAACUUCAACCCACAUCUUCAUCGCAAUUAG
Messenger RNA from Ctenocephalides felis (cat flea), 870 nucleotides. RefSeq names its product inorganic pyrophosphatase-like. Gene Ontology annotation, molecular function: inorganic diphosphate phosphatase activity; magnesium ion binding. Lineage: Eukaryota; Metazoa; Arthropoda; Insecta; Siphonaptera; Pulicidae. Bases 1 to 870 code for a protein of 289 amino acids. The transcript is spliced from 5 exons. The record is from RefSeq and is a predicted model, not a curated record. Gene Ontology annotation, cellular component: cytoplasm. Gene Ontology annotation, biological process: phosphate-containing compound metabolic process.